This is a messenger RNA of Porites evermanni, 4245 nucleotides long. The record is from the annotation of a GenBank genome assembly. Lineage: Eukaryota; Metazoa; Cnidaria; Anthozoa; Scleractinia; Poritidae.
AUGGCCUCUAUUACAACUACAACGCCGUCUACAAAAGAAACAACUAAUUAUGCCAGGUUAUGCCGUGUUCUUGUUGAUGUGGGCACUUGUGCCCUCAGAGAUUGCUUUGAUGCCAUCUGUGCACCACCAACCCUACACACGUUCUUAGCAGCUAGUCAACCCACAUUGAAGUCUCUAAGAUCACGUAGGAUUAUCACUGCGACUCAAUGGGGAAAGCUUUUUCCCGCAAUCCCUGCUUCAGUGUCUUCAAAACAUUUUGACAUCACUCUACUGAUGGCUUUGUUGCGCAACAUCUGCGGUCUCACUCCUCCGGUAACAGGAUGGGACGUGCUCCCUGCUGCCGCAGACCUGAGCCGUGAGGCGGACAUUGCGCGCGUAAAGUACUUUAGGAAUACAGUGUACGCUCACGCUGAGCACGCUUCCAUUGAUGAUGCAACAUUUGACACAAACUGGAAGGAGAUCCGAGACACUCUAGUACGGCUAGGAGGGGCUACAUACAAGGUAAGCUAGACUCGAAAUGUUCAAUAUGAUAUCCGCUUAUCCUUACCUCAGUAACAACCAUGACCACUGAGGACUCGUCCUCUCUCAUUUAAUGGCUAAUACUUUGACUUACUAAUGCAACGAUUUAUAUGUUACAUGGUCUAUUUCAAGGUCGCUAUUGACAACUUGGAAUUUUGCUGCAUGGAUCCCGAUAUGGAGCACCAUUACAAAGAACUCCUUCGUCAGUGGAAAAAUGAUGAAGAUAACAUAAAAGAUGAAUUGAAAAAACUUUGCACUGAUGUAAAAGAAAUUGGUACUAAUAUAAAAGAAUUUGGCACAGGCAUUAAGAAAUUUGGCACCGACAUAGAAGAAAUUGGUAAUAACAUUAAAGAAUGUGACACAGGCAUCAGGGGAGUUGGCACGGAGGUAAAAGAAAUUGGUACCGAAGUUAAAAGACUUUCAAAGAAACUUGAUGACUUGAUGGCGUCAAAUGUGACACCUGCCAAUGGUGCAGGUAAGUGAGUAGGGAAUUGAGCAGCCACAAUCGAACUUUAACCAACGGCCACCUCUCUUCGGUCAGGCUACUUAGUCCCAGCUGAUAGCUGUGACUCUUGGUUUAAGCUGUUUUCAACGACCACCUCCCUUCCACAGCUAUUAGGGACCUUAAGAUCCGAGGACGGCGAUGGCAGUGAAAAUGUCGCUGAAAAAGUGAAUUCGCGCUUUCAAUUUUUACUUCAAGUCACUAACUUUAUCAAAUAUAGGCGAAGCCUCUUAAAGUUGAAUUCCCAAGAACCAUAUCCAAGUUCAGAAAGAGAGAGAAAAUCUGGUCGUCGCUUGUGUACUUUCUCUGUACAUCGUGAAAUUAGGCAUUUUCACGUCGUAGUCGUGCAGUGGCGGCAAAGAAAAGUACAAAGAAGCGUGAUGCACGUGUAAAAUUGCUGUUUUGCUAAUUAAACCUAUUGCUUUUGUGGAGUUCCCGUUGCCGUUGACGUCGUCGGAUCUUAAGGUCCCUAUUUCCCAGCCUUGUCUGUUAGGUGGCCAGAGUGGUGAAGGUCUACUGCACUAUACAAACACCAAGAAAGCGUGACAAAAUCAAAAUAAGUCUCACGUUAAAAAAUUAGUUCGAAAUUUAGUAACAGAGUGGCUUUUUCUUUCAUCAAAAUUAUCAGAGCUUGUGCUAUAAAUAACUUUAAUGGGAACGUAAAUAUGUUAUCAAGGCGCUUACAGACAACGGCUGAAAACUUUGAAAACUCCCCAAAUAGUCGGAGGUUAACUGUCUCAUGUCACGUGAUCCUAUUAGUCACUUGACUACCAUCUUGCAAAAUACAAGGCGAGGUUGUCGAAAGGCAGACUGAAGUUUCGAUUUCUUUCCCUGUAAAGUUAUUUUCAAUUCAAUGAAUCCAGAAACCAAAACCCUCAAGCACAAGAAAAGAAACGUCAUGUGAGUGUCAAUGUGUUUAGUACGGAAGUACUAAUUGGGGACACUAUUUUUAACGUCUCCCACUGGAGACGAGACCGCCAUUUUACGUGUUCAUCCGAGCCACCGGAAGGUCCAACCGCCUGCAGGGCAAAAGAAGUACCUUCAUUUCUCAGUCAUUUUUAGUCCGUGAGUGUUGGUCCGGUCCAGGGAAUCGAACCCACUACCAUCUGCUCUACUGACUGAACUAAUCCUGCGCGGUUUUGAUAUGCAUCAGAAAUGUACGUACUGACUUGAGCACAACGGUUAAAAUCACGUUCUAAGCUGCUUUGUCAAAUUUGUCUACUCUGGAUCUAAAGUGUUAUUAACAGACGGGCAGGAAAAUCAUUUAUGUAGUUAAAAUACGCCUCACAUUGUAAAACUGAUUAGAAUUCUUGGGGAAGGGGAGCAUUGGUUUUGUGAAACCUCACUCUAAUGCACGACAGUAGUUUACCUGACAAUUGUGUUAGCUUUGUUUAUAUGUUCAGUAUAUUAUAAUCUUAAUUGUAUUUUGUUUUGCCAAAGAUAAAAGCCAAAAACUGAAAGGGAUAGCAGACACCUCGUCGAUGUGCAGAGAGAAAACUCACGAGAAUGAACUUCUGACGUUUUACUGUGAACAGUGCAAAGUGUGCAUUUGUGAAAAAUGUAGACAGACCCGUCACAAUCACCACACCGCCGUGGAUAUCCACCAAGCCGCCGAAGAACACAAAGUUGAUAUCGAGAAGAUUGUACAAGAAAUGAAAAUAGAAAUCGCUGAUCAUGAAGAGCACGCGGAAAAAACAAAGAAUUCCUUGAGAAAAAGCAGAGAAAGGAUUUCUACCGCGCGCAAUAAAGUAAUGACAUCUGUUGAAGAACUUAUCCGACUUUUACAUGAACAUGAGAAAGCUAUGAUAACUAGUUUGGAUGUUAUUGACGGAAAGGAAGACCGACAGUACUCUGCGCAGCUAGAACAUUUACAGGUUUCUAAGAAUCAGUUACAAGAGCAUGUCGAGUGCUGCGAGGACAUCUUACUGAGGGAGAAAAGCGUUGAAAUUUUGCAAGCACAUCAUGCACUUAUCGGACGAUGUAGAGGUCUUCUAAAUGCAGGGAAACUAAACAUUUAUAAACCAUCGCAUGUCAAAUACGAGAUUAAUAAAGAGUAUGUCAAGAAAGUGAAAAGCGUAGUUCCGGCGGUGGGUCGAGUCGUCAUCGUUACCACAGAUCCUUUGCAGUCGGUGGCUGAAGGAAGGGGUUUACAGGAAGUAAAAUUAGGAAGCGAAGCAACGUUUAAAAUAACAACCAAGGACUCUGAUGGAAACAAGUUUUAUGAUGAAAACGAUCAGAUUCAAGUGAAAGUCCAGUCUCCCUCAGGAGAAGAACUGACCCACGUGAUUUCAAGUGACAAAGAUGGUGAAUAUAGCGUCACAUACACACCAGAUUGUUUCGGACCACAUGACGUGAUGGUGGCGGUUAACUGUCAGCCGCUGACAGGAAGUCCAUGGAGCGUUCAUGUGACUUGUGUGUCACAAGUUCAUUUUACACAUCAGUAUACAUAUUCAUUUCCGUUUGGCUCAUCUGGGAACAGAAAGGGAACUUUUUGUUGGCCCAGUAGCAUUGCGACAGAUGGUAAUACUGGCAAUGUUGCAGUGGCCGAUCAAAAUAGUGUACAACUAUUUAGUGCACAAGGCACGUAUCCACAAAUUCUUGUCGCUUAUCAACUAAAUGAUCCGACGUCAGUAGCAUUCACCAAGUCAAGUGAACUGUUAGUUAUUGCUUCUCACACGAUUUUUUGCUACAAUAGAAGUUACAAAUUUAUAAAAUACGUCAUCAACAAAAAACUGCAGAAACCAAAGUAUCUGAACAUUGCAUCUGAUGGACGGAUGUUGGUGUGUGACUGGGGUGAUCACACAGUCAAGGUCCUGUCCUCUGAUGGCUCACAGCUCUUGAUUGCCAUCCGUGAUCCUAACCGUGCAAUCCCAUGCAAUGCAGUGUGUCAUCAAAAUAUGUUUUAUAUUUCCUAUCCAAAAGCAGGUAAUGUAAAGGUAUUCAGCAAAGAUGGGGUGUUGUUGUACAGUAUCGGCACCUCAGAGUCUGGUGUUCGACAUCUGAGUUUUCCUGCGGGUAUUGCAAUUGACAGGUUUAAUAACCUGGUGGUGUGUGAUCGUGAUAAAGCAAGACUUCAGUUAUUUACUCUUGACGGGAAAUUUGUGAACUCAAUAGAAGGACAACAUAUUGGGCUUAGCGCACCAUAUUCUGUUGCUGUGUCAAGCAAUGGCCAGCUUUUUGUUACUAGUUCACUGGACAAAUUCUGUGUGUAUGUUUUCCAGUGA